CCAGCAGUUUCCCUUCCCCCGUCGGCGGCUCGGUGAUAGACAUUCCGCUGCUUCCAAUCGGAGGCGCCCAGUGCUGGGACUGGCCAAUCGUGGGCCUCGGUGGGCGGGGCGGCCGGGCCAGUUAGAUUUGGCGGUUCCACUUCAACAUGGCUGAAGCGAGCGGCGUUAAUGCAGGCAGCGGCUGUGAGGAAAGAGGGCCUGAGGGGUUGUCCCCGGAACCUCUGCCUCCCGGCACUACCAUUUCGAGGGUGAAGCUCCUCGACACGAUGGUGGACACUUUUCUCCAGAAGCUGAUCGCAGCUGGGAGCUACCAGAGAUUCACUGACUGUUACAAGCGCUUCUACCAGUUACAGCCUGAGAUGACACAGCGAAUCUAUGACAAGUUUAUCACUCAGUUGCAGACAUCUAUCCGCGAGGAGAUUUCUGAAAUCAAAGCAGAGGGGAACCUGGAAGCUGUCUUGAAUGCCUUGGAUACAAUUGUGGAAGAAGGCAAAGACCGCAAGGAGCUGGCCUGGCGCCCUAGCGGGAUCCCGGAGAAAGACCUGCGCAGCACUAUGAUGCCCUACUUCCUGCAGCAGCGGGACGCCCUGCAGCGCCGUGUGCAGAGACAGGAGGCCGAGAACAGGCAGCUGGCAGAUGCCGUCCUGGCCGGGCGCAAGCUGUUGGAGGAGCUGCAGCUGCAGGGCCAGGCCCGGCAGCAGGCCUGGCAGGCUCUCCACAGAGAACAGAAAGAGCUGGUGGCGGUGCUGAAGGAGCCUGAGUGAGGAAGAGACGGCCGGGCCUGGGAGCAGAGGGCAGUCAAGGAUGAGGGCCUGUGGCCCAGCAUGCUGGGCCUGGGCAAGCUGCCUCUGAGAACAGCUGAAAUGGUGCCCAGUCCCUAAGCAGUGAUGGAAUUUGCUGGAGGAUGAGGCCUGAGCAGUCCCCACUGCCACUGUGCCUUUGGGGCUCCCUUGAGGUCACACAUACACACACUACCUUCAGAUUUCUCCGUGUUUUCUUCUAACUUGAGGAUUCUUGGCCAGCUCCCACCCUGGGAAUCAGGCACCAUGCCUUCUCUCCUCUCGGUUCACCAGCCCCCCCG
Molecule: messenger RNA, 1081 nt
Organism: Ceratotherium simum simum (southern white rhinoceros)
Lineage: Eukaryota; Metazoa; Chordata; Mammalia; Perissodactyla; Rhinocerotidae
Gene: PMF1
Product: polyamine modulated factor 1
Biological process (GO): chromosome segregation
Cellular component (GO): MIS12/MIND type complex
Source: RefSeq, a predicted model, not a curated record